Drosophila miranda is the source of this 674-nucleotide messenger RNA. Its product is annotated as mitochondrial inner membrane protease subunit 1. The record is from RefSeq and is a predicted model, not a curated record. Gene Ontology annotation, molecular function: serine-type endopeptidase activity. The annotation marks the transcript as partial. Lineage: Eukaryota; Metazoa; Arthropoda; Insecta; Diptera; Drosophilidae. Gene Ontology annotation, cellular component: membrane; mitochondrial inner membrane peptidase complex. The transcript has 2 exons.
UUAUAUUUUUCUGGGCCAGGCCACAUAAAGACAAGCCACUGCGGACAGCGGCUCAAAAUGAUUAUAAACUGGAAGCGCCUGUCCAACAUAGUGCGCUAUACAGUGGCCUAUGCUGCGAUAACCCAUUGCACAUUUGAGUACAUUGGCGACUUUGUACUGUGCAAAGGACCCUCGAUGGAGCCGACUCUCUUCACGGACAACGUUCUGGUGACCGAACGGCUUACGAAGCACUGGCGCGGCUACAAGCCCGGCGACAUUAUCAUUGCCGUCUCGCCGACCAAUUCCAAGCAGUGUGUCUGCAAGCGUGUGGUGGCCGUCUCCGGCCAGGAGGUGCACAUAGCCCAGCCCUGUUCGGUUGCCAACAAGACCAAACCAGCCAUGAUAAAGUCCUAUGUGCCGCGCGGCCACAUUUGGAUUGAGGGCGACAACAAGGACAACAGCUGCGACUCCCGCGACUAUGGCCCCAUUCCCGUUGGUCUUAUCCGCAGCCGUGUGGUCUACCGUGUUUGGCCGCUGGCCGACGCCUGUGGCGAACUGUAGGAUCAUCUGUAGAUCUGUAGUACAUCUUCUGUUCUGCCAAGCUUAUUUUUAUUUGUAAUGCGAUGAUGUACCCUUACAAAGGGUAUGGAAAUUGUUUAGAGACUGUUAAAAAGAAUAUAUAUUUACGAAACGAA